AUGCCUGAAAAGAUCCAUGUGAGCGCCAAGGGCGCGUUCUUGGAUCCAGACGGUAACGAAAUUGUGUUGAGAGGAGUAAAUUUUGACUCUUCCGCAAAAAAUCCAGUGAAACCGACUUCUACAAGCCAUUCCCCCUUGACUUCUGGGUUUUACGAUGAUGCUAGUGAGGUCAGCUAUGAGGACAAUUUGACCAAGAUUGAGGAGUUGGCUGUGCAUUUAGUGCGACUCAAGAGUUUAGGUUAUAACUGUAUUCGGUUCCCGCUCACGUGGGAGGCCCUGGAGCACGAGGGUCCUCAGGUUUACGAUUUCGGGUAUAUGGACUAUUUGAUCGAGGUUUUCCGCCAAAUUCAGGAAGUUGGUGGCAUUUACGUGUAUUUGGAUCCGCACCAGGAUGUGUGGUCCAGGUUUACCGGCGGGUCCGGUGCACCGCUUUGGUCUUUACACUGUGCUGGGCUUGAACCUAACCGGUUUGCGAGUACAGAGGCUGCGAUUUUACACAAUUUCUACAUCGAUCCAGCGACUGGCGAAGAACGUGAACCGUACCCCAAAAUGUUAUGGCCUACCAACUACAACAGGCUCGCUGCACAGACGAUGUUCACGCUUUUUUUCGGUGGUAAACAGAUCGCUCCAAAAUGCGUUGUGAAUGGGCAAAACAUCCAAGAUUACUUGCAAGACCGGUUUAUCGAAGCGAUUUUGACUUUUUACGCGCGUUUGAUCAAGAAGGCACCGGAACUUGUCGAAAAGAAUUGUGUCAUAGGACUUGAAACUAUCAACGAGCCCAGUUGUGGGUAUUUUUGCGACCCAGAUCUCUCUCAGAUCCCCAAGAGCCGGAAGCUAAAGCGUGGAACUACUCCUUCAGGAUUUCAAUCCUUUAUGUUGGGCGAAGGAAUUGCAACGGAAGUGCCCACUUAUGAAAUAUCCAUUUUUGGGCCUCGCAAGACUGGGACAAAACUCAUCGAUCCCCAGGGCGAAUCAGCUUGGCUUUCCAAGGAAGAACGCAACCAGAUUGAUAAAGUCCACGGCUGGAUCAGGUCUGACGAAUGGGAAGCGGGUAAAUGCAUUUGGCGGCUGCAUGGAGUGUGGGAAUUUUCGCAGGACGGCAACCCGAGAAUGCUCAAACCGGACUAUUUUUAUCACAUCAAUGGUGAAAGCACUGAAUUCACUAUUCGAGAAUUCACUAACACCCUCUUCGUCGAUUUUUAUGCUAAAUAUCGUGCGGGUGUGAGGAAGAUUUGCCAGGAGUCCCUAAUAUUUCUGCAACCUCCUACACUGCAAGAACCACCCAAAUUGAAAGACUCAGAAUUAAUUGAUAAGCGUACAGUUUAUGCUUGUCACUUUUAUGAUGGUAUGUCACUAAUGUUCAAAACUUGGAAUCGCUAUUACAAUGUCGACACUUUAGGGAUCAUGAGAGGCAAGUACAAAAACCCAGUAUUCAGUAUUGUGUUUGGCGAAAACAAUAUCAAGAAGUGCUUUCGCCGCCAGUUAUACGAAAUGGCCGUAGAGGGAAAAGAAUUUCUUGGCCAAGGGGUACCGGUUUUUUUCACUGAAAUCGGCAUGCCUUUCGACAUGGAUAACAAAAGCGCGUAUAAAGACGGAGUUUAUUCAUCUCAGUCGAGCGCUCUGGACGCGCUUGGCUUUGCCUUGGAGGGAAACAACCUAUCCUUCUCAUUGUGGUGCUAUUGCCAUCAAAACAACCAUAAGUGGGGUGACGUAUGGAAUAAUGAGGAUUUUUCGAUUUGGUCACAAGAUGACGCUGAUAGACCCCUAAAAUCACGUCCUACAGUUGAUAGCAGUUAUAAAAUGCCAAACAGCAACGAUGCAAACAGUUCAGAGAUGGACUUUAGCGGAUUCAGAGCACUGGAUGCGAUAAUGCGGCCUUUCCCUGUCAAAAUUCACGGCCAAUUUCUCGAAGCCGAAUUCGAUCUUACCAAGGCUGUUUACGCCUUGCAUAUCCAUGGAAAGGCGAAUAGUGGGAUGGAAAAUGGCUCAGUUGAAACAUUCUCCUUAAUAUGCCUCCCACAGUGCCAUUUUCCCAUGAAAUCAGUGACGGUUAAGUCGUCAUCGGGCCGGUUUUCUUAUGAUACCGAAACACAGCUUUUGAAAUGGUAUCACGAUCCAGGUCGACAGGAGAUUGUUAUUGAGAAGGUCCAGACAAACGACGAGGAUUUUGCAGAACCAGGAGGCUCUGAUGAUUGUAAAAUUACAUAA
This is a messenger RNA of Lachancea mirantina, 2208 nucleotides long. The record is from the annotation of a GenBank genome assembly. NCBI's taxonomy places the organism in Eukaryota, Fungi, Ascomycota, Saccharomycetes, Saccharomycetales, Saccharomycetaceae.